Helianthus annuus (common sunflower) is the source of this 1023-nucleotide messenger RNA. RefSeq names its product flavonol sulfotransferase-like. Gene Ontology annotation, molecular function: sulfotransferase activity. The record is from RefSeq and is a predicted model, not a curated record. Bases 1 to 1023 code for a protein of 340 amino acids. The transcript has a single exon. NCBI's taxonomy places the organism in Eukaryota, Viridiplantae, Streptophyta, Magnoliopsida, Asterales, Asteraceae. Gene Ontology annotation, biological process: sulfation. Gene Ontology annotation, cellular component: cytoplasm.
AUGCUCUCCACCGUUGCUUCCUAUCCUAGCCCACUCACUAAAGAAGAUGAAGAAAAGGCUCGUAAAAUAAAAAUGGCGUCCAUUAUUGAGAAGUAUAAAGAUAGAGUCUCAACACUCCCAAAGCACACAAGUUGGAUAAAACAUCCUCUAUAUAAAUACGAGGGUUUUUGGUUCCACCAAGGUUUUUGGUUUCAUUCUGAGGCGAGCUUCUCAGUUGAAGUAGUUAUGGCCUUGCAAGAAGAAUUUGUAGCACAACCCACAAAUGUUUUCUUAGCAACUUAUCCGAAAUCUGGCACGACAUGGCUUAAGGCCCUCGCCUUUGCCAUUGCGAACCGAACCAUGUGUAAAGGUUCAAACCCAACACACCCAUUGCUCACCACUAAUCCACAUUAUUGUGUCCCUUUCAUUGAAACCGAGCCUUUUUUAACCAACCCUUGCUACAACAACGACCUCCUCGCCACUCAUCUUCCUUACACGUUGUUGCCUAAAUCUGUCAUUAGUUCUAAUUGUCGGAUUGUUUACGUAUGUAGAAACCCUAAAGAUGUAUUCAUUUCUUUUUGGCAUUUCGUUAACAAGUUAUUGAGCGACGAUAUGUCCCCUGAAAUGAAGUUGGAAGAUGCAUUUGAGUUGUUUAGCAAAGGUGUCAGUCCAAAUGGAUCUUGUUGGGAUCAUGUUAUAGGGUACCGCAAAGCGAGUAUUGAACGGCCAGACAAGGUUUUGUUCUUAUCCUAUGAGGAAAUGAAGAAGGAUCCAAAGAGUGAGGUUAAGAAAUUAGCCACCUUCUUAGGUUACCCUUUUGAAGAAGGUGAUGGAGAAAUAGAAGAGAUAAUAAAGUUAUGCAGUUUCAAGAAAUUAAGAGAGGUGAGCAAAGCAAAUAAGGAUGGACAUAAGGCUAUACCUAAUGAUGCCUUCUUUCGAAAAGGCGAGGUUGGUGAUUCAGUCAAUUAUCUAACACCGGAAAUGAUUGAGGUUUUGGACAAGAUCACCUUAGAAAAGUUUAAUGGUUUGGAUAUCUCGUUUUAA